CUCAGUGGUAGAGGCCGAGGCGGUGCUGCGCGUGCGCGUGUGGUCUGAGAGCGGAGGGGCUUCAGAGUUGUGUCUGUGCGAGUGACGCCGACACCGGUGGGCGGCCGCGGGACGUGUCCGGUGCGUUUGUGCCCAGGCUGCUGGGACGCGUCAGCAGAAACAAUGCCAGGGCCUUCUACUGUGUUUUGGAUGACGUGGUAGCACAGCUUCAAACUCCCUCAGCAUCUUGGUCCCCACUGUUGUCCCGUCUACCACCAAGCUGGAAGCAUUCUGCCAAAAUGGGUAGUAUCAGUAAAUCUACCUAACUGGGCCUGUGUGAAUUGCAAUAGGUUGUAGUAAUGCUGAAAGCAGGUAUGGCUGUCAGGGUCAGCUCUUCCCUGUUGUGGCCUCUUCCUUCCACUGGACUCCUCACCUACCAAACAGGACAGGAGACCUGACAUAUGGACCGAGCCAAAGAUGCCUCUCUUUGGGAAUACGUUCAGUCCGAAGAAGACGCCCCCUCGGAAGUCUGCUUCUCUCUCCAACCUGCAUAAUCUGGAUCGGUCAACCUGGGAGGUGGAGCUGGGCCUUGACUACGGGACUCCCACCAUGAACCUGACGGGGCAAAGCCUCAAGUUUGAAAAUGGCCAGUGGGUAGCAGAGAUGGGGGUUAGUGGAGGUGUGGACCAGAGGGAGGCUCAGCGCCUCUGGAGGCGGAACCAGCAACUGGAGGAAGAGAACAAUCUCCUGCGGCUCAGAGUAGACAUCCUGCUGGACAUGCUCUCUGAGACCAUUGCCGAGUCCCAGUUAAUGGGGAAGGAGCUGGAUGAGCUGAAGAGUGUCAGCCGGAGGAGGAAAUGAAGACCCCAAAGACACGUGUUAGGGAAGGAGGGAGAAACCUACUGAGCAGAAGAGUAGGAUAUGGCCGGGGUGUUUUUUUAGUUAAACUAGUGGAUUAGGUCCUGCGAUAAGGCCUAAAGGUACUGACCCCUUGGGUUGGCAGUAGGACAGUGACAGCCCAAACCAGGAUUCCAGGCCAGGGCCUUCAGUAGGAACGGCUGCACGGCACAGGGAGGCGAGUGUGUAAAUCGGGCCUCAGGGAGGCCUGCGGCAGUGAGGAGUCUUCAGGUGCUGUCCAGUUACUUCACAUACAAGUGCACCUGUCCCAGGUUCUCUCUUGCUGGCCUGACACUGCUGGGAGAAGCAGCAGGAAUCCAUCAUGUCACCCCUGGCACUGGUGGUGGAGUACAGCACCAGUUCUGAAGAAGCCUGUGUUAUGGCGUCUCCGGGGAGCAGCUCUCCUGGCUGGCUGCCCCUCAGGCCACACUCUCCAUCCUUUAGAGAAAGAAUUCUCCUUCCUCAAAUCCACAGCCUCUGGCUUCAUUCCUCAGCCCCAAACAUCAGCCGGUACCAGCCUUCCACAGCAACACCAUAUUUUUGUGCUACUUUUCCAUUGACACUACUUUUUUUUAAUUAAAUGAGGUUAUAUAAUCGGUCUGUGGCCAGAGUGACUGGGAAAAGCAGCAUUAGUUCUUGGAGAAGUGAAUGGAGUCUGGAGUCUAAGCCUCUGUUGUUCCUUCCAAAGACAGAAUUUUAGGGUGCGGGGAAGUGCCACCAUUGCAGGAGAAGCACUCCAGCUUCCUGGGCGUUGGCAAAGGCUGACCUGCCACAGAAACAGUCCCUCUGCCCCCAUUCCCGCCCCUCCUCCUCGAGGGAGUUGGGACUAGCUCAGACCUGGCAGGGGCCGAGCACCUGGAGCUGAGGGCCGCAUCCCUGCAGUGGGAAUCUGUGCUGAGUUGGUGUGAGCAGAGCUGCUGUGGUUGGAGGAGGGAGCCCGCCAAAGGGACCCAGCUCCGGGAGCGGGGUGGGGACAGAGAGCCUAGGGCUUUAGACCAGGAUGGCUUCUCUGGUCAGCCGUUUCUGAGUGCCUGUUACUUGCCUGGCACUGGCCUUAGGCCCUCGCUUGCCCUCCCAUUUCUCCUCAGUUCAGUCCUGUGAAGCAGGGAUGGUCAGCAUGCCUAUUUGGAGGUAAGGCACCAAACUCCAGGAGGUUCAGAAACUGGUCUAGAUCAUACAGGGGAAGGUGGGAACCUGUUGAUUCACAGCUCAAGGUGAAAGAGAGCUGCUGGGUGCAGAGUAGCCUCAAAUGGAGGCUGCUAGUGGAGGCCAGGGCCAGCUCCAUGGGGGAUGGACAGAAGCAGCCUCUGUCUAUGUUCUGAUAACAGGAAAAUAAAGAAAAAAUUGGAGGAUACAAAUACAGGGUGUAAAUCUUCAGGGGCAGGUAAUAGGAACAAUUGAGACUUUGCUUAUUGCUAGACCAGUGCAGUUGGCAACCAUUUAUUGAAACCCUUGAUGCCAACUGCCUAUUAAUAAUUCUUGUGACAAUUCAGGUUUACCCUCAUACCCUGCAUUUAGAUGGAAAAAUGAGAUUACACAGCUGGAAAGAAUGGAGCCAGGACUGAAUCAGGAAUCAUGAGGGGCAGGUUUGUCACAAUGAUGUGGGUCCCACUCUGCAUCACCACUGCCCUGUAAGGUGGGGCCCACAGUGUUGGCUGAUGGAUGUGGGGUAUAAGCUAAGUCAAGGGUGAUCCUGUUAAAUGAAAGUCUGCAAGAGAAAAGGGAGAAAUCAUCCAUGUCUCCCAGACCCAACCCCUAUUGUUGUUUUUGUCAAGUACAUCCUUCAGUUCUGGCUAAAGCCUUUAUUAACCAAAUCUAAUAACAGAGUGAUCUCCUUGACAUUAUCUCUUGUAGUCACUACAGCAGUUUUGUGAACUUCAGUGCUGAGUGUCAGAUUAGGAAGAGCUGUUAG
Messenger RNA from Manis javanica (Malayan pangolin), 2788 nucleotides. NCBI's taxonomy places the organism in Eukaryota, Metazoa, Chordata, Mammalia, Pholidota, Manidae. The record is from RefSeq and is a predicted model, not a curated record.